Molecule: messenger RNA, 2406 nt
Organism: Schistosoma bovis
Lineage: Eukaryota; Metazoa; Platyhelminthes; Trematoda; Strigeidida; Schistosomatidae
Source: the annotation of a GenBank genome assembly
CAAGGCAUCACACCAAUAGCAACAGAAGUCGACGCCAUUAGGAAUUAUCCUCUACCCGACUCAUGGAAAAAGUUACGCCGAUUUCUCGGGUUAAUAAAUUAUUACAGACGAUUUAUCCCGAAUUGCGCGUCAAUAUUGCAACCACUAACAGAUGCAUUACGCGGAAACGCACGGACAUUCCAAUUAUCACCAGACGCGAUUCAAGCAUUCGAGAACGCUAAAAAAGCACUAAAUAAAGAAGUGACACUAACUAGACGAAAGAGCGAAACACCGUUAGCUAUCAUGACGGAUGCAUCAGACGUAGCGGUAGGAGCCGUUUUACAACAAUUAGUAAAUGGCAUAUGGGAACCGCUCUCAUUUUUUUCGAAAAGACUGAAUCCGACACAAACAAGAUGUAGUACUUUCGGAAGAGAACUCCUAGCGAUUUACUUGGCAAUAAAACAUUUCCGACAUAUGAUUGAGGGUACCAUUUUCACAGUAUAUACAGACCAUAAACCCCUCACAAAAGCAUUGAACUCCAAACAGGACAACUACUCGCCGAGGGAAAUCCGACAAUUAGAAUUUAUUUCCCAAUUCACGUCCAACAUACAGUAUAUCAAAGGUAAUAGUAACGAAGUGGCAGACGCGUUAUCCAGAACGAUGGUCAACGCUCUCAUCCAGUCUGAAAUCGAUUAUCACAAGUUAGCAGCAUUACAAAAUAUCGACGUCGAGUUAAACAGACUAAAGUCUGCCAACACAACCUCGUUAGUUCUCAAAGAAACUCCAUUGGAAGAAGUAAGCAUCACCUGCGAUAUUUCUACAGGUCAACCAAGACCAUUUAUUCCAAAGCCGCUAAGGCGAAACAUUUUCGAAGCUAUGCAUAAUAUUUCGCAUCCCGGAAUAAAGGCCACCAUCAAACUAAUUAGCGAACGUUUCGUAUGGCCAAGUAUGAAUCGGGAUAUUCGUAAUUGGACUCAAGCGUGUAUAAAAUGCCAGAGAGUUAAGAUACAUCGCCACACCAGUUCCGCAGUAGGUCAUUUCCGUCAUCCCGAUAACAGAUUCGAGCACGUACAUAUCGAUAUUAUAGGACCACUGCCGGUUUCGAAUGGUUUCAGUUACAUUUUCACUUGCAUUGAUAGAUUCACACGAUGGCCUGUAGCUGUGCCUAUAAAAGAUAUUACAGCCGAAACUAUCGCAAAAACCCUAGUAGAGCAUCGGAUUUCCCAUUAUGGUGUACCUACUAAUAUUACAACCGAUAGAGGAGCUCAAUUCGAGAGCCGCCUCUUCCAACAACUCACAGAACUACUCGGAAUCAAACGAAUUCGCACAACAUCCUACCAUCCGAUGUCGAAUGGUAUGGUAGAGAGAUUGCAUCGGCAACUUAAAGCUUCUCUUACAGCCGUCAUCAGCAAUAACGAUUGGGCCAGCAAGCUACCGUUAGUCAUGUUGAGCUUAAGAUCAACAAUCAAACAAGAUAUAGAAUGCUGCCCAGCAGAGUUGGUUUAUGGAACCACACUACGUCUGCCAGGAGAGUUUUUCACUGCAGGUAAAAGUGUCCCAACUGAUAUAGCGGACUAUGUACAGCGUCUUAAGCAGCAUAUGAGUAGUCUAAGGAUAACGCUUCCGAGACAACAUCAACGCCGUGUGUACAUACCCAAACAACUAAGUGACAGUACCCAUGUGUUUAUCAGAAGGGAUAAUGUGCAACGUCCCUUACAACCGGCCUACGAUGGUCCAUUUAAGGUGAUUAAAAGAGACGACAAAACUAUUACGGUAGACAAAGCUGGAAAAACGGAUGUAAUUAGCAUCGACCGAGUCAAACCAGCUUUCAUCGAAGCCUGCGAUCAGCCAGUACAGACAGAUACUGCGAAAACCGUUGAAUCAUCGAAACGUCAGUUCCAAUCAUCAACGACAUCGACGAACACAAACAAAGAGAAUCCAGUAACCACAAAGUCUGGUCGAAGAGUAAGAUGGCCCCAACGUUAUGUCGCUGCAAUCUUCUAUUAAUAAUCUUCUACUAUUUUAAAUAUUAAUUAUAACUUCCACUUCAUUGUAUACACAUGCAUUACUAAUUUCAUGUUAUACGCUAUAAACCUCUUAUGUACCCCUACACUUACACGUAUAAUUUUUAUUUAAAAUGUAAAGCAAUACCGCAUUCCUUCUAUUUAUUGCUAUUAUUUUUUAUAACCUCACGGACGGGCACAAACCAAAUGUACAGCACACACUAACUUCAUCUUAAUUUUGUACAAACCAUUUUUUUCAAACGACUGUAACUACCCUACUCAGUUUACUAUUUUUUGUGCAAACACAGACAUUUUUCCAUAUAUCUUUGUUUGCAGGGGGGAGCUAUUAUAGCGACUCACGUGCAAUCGAGUUUAGUUCAGUCAAGGCCUUUUGUUGACCUAUUUAAUGGACAAAGUCAUCCAU